Molecule: messenger RNA, 1440 nt
Organism: Sorex fumeus (smoky shrew)
Lineage: Eukaryota; Metazoa; Chordata; Mammalia; Eulipotyphla; Soricidae
Product: tubulin monoglutamylase TTLL4-like
Biological process (GO): microtubule cytoskeleton organization; protein polyglutamylation
Cellular component (GO): cilium
Molecular function (GO): tubulin binding; tubulin-glutamic acid ligase activity
Source: RefSeq, a predicted model, not a curated record
AUGGUGGAGAGGGAAGACCUGGAGGAAGAGCUCAUGGAUGGCCUGGAGGAUUUCUGUAGUCAUGACGAGGAUGAAGAGGAGGGAGACUCGGAUUGUUUCUCCUCCUCCACUGUGUCCCAUGGCGAGUUCAUGGUGAUCUUUCGGAACUGCACGGAGAGUCUCACCAAGUCCUUUCCUGGAGAGAAGGUGAUGCAGCCAGCUCCCGUCUACAGUCUCCUCCCCAACGUGCCCCCGACCAUCUACUUUGGUACUCGGGACAAGAAAGUGGAGAAGCUUCCCUGGGAGCAGAGGAAGCUGCUUCAAUAGAAGAUGAGCACAGUGACCCCCAACAUCAUCAAGCAGACCAUCGGGCAGUCCCACUUCAAACUCAACAAGAGAAGCGACGACUGGCUGGGCUUCUGGGGCCACCACAUGAAGUCGCCCAGCUUCAGGAUCAUCCGGGAGUACCAGAAGCUCAACAACUUUCCAGGCUCCUUCCAGAUCGGACAGAAGGACCUGCUGUGGCAGAACCUGUCAUGCAUGCAGAAUCUCUUCGACAAGAAGGAGUUCAGCUUCUUCCCGCAGUCCUUCAAUCUGCCGCAGGACACCAAGCUCCUGAGGAAGGCCUGGGAGAGCAGCAGCCGCCAGAAGUGGAUCAUCAAGCCACCAGCGUUGGCACAGGAUAUCGGCAUCCAGGUGAUCCACAAGUGGAGCCAGCUCCCCAAGCACCAUCCCCUGCUGGUGCAGAGGUAUCUGCACAAGCCCUACCUCAUCGGCGGCAGCAAGUCCAACCUGCGCAUCUAUGUGUACGUCACCUGCUACAAUCCUCUGCACAUUUACCUCUUCACUGACGGGCUAGUCCACUUUGCCAGUUGCAAGUACUCCCCUUCCACGAAGAGCCUGGGCAAGAAGUUCAUGCACCUGAUCAACUACAGCGUCAAUAAGAACGCCAAGUACCAGUCCAUCGAGGACAAGAUCGCCUGCCAGGGACACAAAUGGGCGCUCAAGGCCUUAUGGAACUAUCUGAGCCAGAAGGGCAUCAACAGUGAUGCCAUCUGGGAGAAGAUCAAGGAUGUCAUCGUCAAAACCAUCAUCUCGUCAGAGCCGUAUGUGAUGAGCCUGCUGAAGAUGGACAUGCAGCGGCCCUACAGCUGCCACGAGCUCUUCGGCUUUGGCAUCAUGCUGGACAAGAACCUCAAGCCUUGGGUCUUGGAAGACAACAUUUCCCCCAGCCUCCACUUCAACUCGCCCCUGUACAUCAGCAUCAAGGGCCAGAUGAUCCGGGACCUGCUCAACCUGGCGGGCUUUGUGCUGCCCAGCACCAAGGAGCUUCUGUCCAGCAACUCCAGCAACUCCAGCAGCAGCUCCGGCCUCAGCCUCCCAGGCUCCAGGGACAAGGGUCGAAUGACCCCCGAGCCGUUCACCACACAGAGGCUGAAGAAAGCAUAUUACCUGAACUGA